This is a messenger RNA of Rosa rugosa (rugosa rose), 2219 nucleotides long. Its product is annotated as cytochrome P450 CYP749A22-like. Lineage: Eukaryota; Viridiplantae; Streptophyta; Magnoliopsida; Rosales; Rosaceae. The transcript has 7 exons. The record is from RefSeq and is a predicted model, not a curated record. Gene Ontology annotation, molecular function: heme binding; monooxygenase activity; oxidoreductase activity, acting on paired donors, with incorporation or reduction of molecular oxygen. Bases 521 to 2056 code for a protein of 511 amino acids.
ACAUUUCUUGUGUGUGGGGAUUUGCUUUCACUGUGGUCUGUUGGGUUUGUGACUUAUAUUGGAAAGAGCCCAAAUUCAAGUGGCUAUAGUUUGGACCAGCCCAUGACCCAUUUUGUUUUGGUGGGGUCUAGAGUCUAGGGUCAAGAAACCUUGUCCCCAUAUAUAUAAUAUAUGUAUGCCUUUCUGACACGAGCGAAGAAAGAGUCAGCCGCAGCCCCAAGGACAAGAAGGAACCUGUUGCAUUGGUGUUGGUCCACGUUCAUCAAGUGAUUCUACAUUCACUCUAAACUCUGAAGACCAGAAUUCUCCAUAAUCGUAUACAUUGAGUUGCAAGACCAUAAUUUAAUGGACCUUCUGAACAGUACACUCUGCUUUGAGAACACGUAUCUAAACAAGAACUAUAAGCUAAGAAGCAUGAGGUCAGUGGGGGCAACUUCUAAUACAAAUUAAAUUUAUGUGACGAUUUACACAUAAAAGUUUCUCCGAUACAGCCUUGGCUAAGAGAAAACCAACAAGUACAAUGAUCAGCUUUAGCCCGGUGAUCAUCGUUUCAAGCUUUGUUUCUGUGCUCCAUCUCUUAGCUGUCAUCAAAAUCUUUCACAAACUAUGGUGGACUCCAACUCGCAUACAGAAUCUGAUGGCUUUGCAAGGAAUCAGAGGCCCUUCUUACAGACUUGUCCAUGGGAAUUCCAGAGAAAUCAACAACAUGAGAAAGGAAGCUAUGAGCAGACCCAAGAGUUUAUCACACAACAUAUUUCCUGAAGUUCAUCCUCAUAUUCAUUCAUGGACCAAGACAUAUGGCAAAACAUUUCUUCAGUGGCAUGGUGGUAAAGCACAGUUGGUCAUUAUGGAACCUGAGCUGUGCAAAGAGAUACUGAAUGGAGCUUUUCCAAAACCGGAGACCAAACGUUUUGUAAAGAAGCUGUUAGGAGAUGGCCUCACACGAUCCGAAGGUGAAAAAUGGGUAAAAAUGCGAAAACUGGCUAACCAUGCCUUCCAUGGAGAGAGCUUAAGAACUAUGAUUCCGGCGAUGAUUACUAGCGCUGAGACGAUGCUAGAAAGGUGGACAAGUCAUAAUGGCAAAGAGAUUGAGGUGUUUGAAGAGUUUAGACUGUACACUUCAGAAGUGAUUUCUAGGACAGCAUUUGGAAGCAGCUAUAUAGAAGGAAAACAGAUUUUUGAGAUGUUAAUAAAGAUGGGAUUCUUAACAUUCAAAAAUGCUUUCAACCUCAGGUUUCCUGGCAUCAGUAAAAUUUAUAAGACCAGCGACGAGAUUGAAUCAGACAAGCUUGAAAAAGGAAUAAGGGACUCCAUAAUAGAAAUUGUUAAGAAAAGAGAAGAGACGGCAAUGAGAAGACAAGAAGACUACUUUGGGAGUGAUUUUCUUGGAUUACUGCUAAAGGCUUAUCAUGAUCCCAAUGAGAGGCAGAGGAUUUCGAUAGACGAUUUAGUUGAUGAGUGCAAGGCGUUUUACUUUGCUGGACAAGAAACUAGUACUAGUUUGCUUGCUUGGACUGUCUUUCUUCUGGCUCUCCAUACUGAUUGGCAAGAAGAAGCAAGAAAUGAAGUCCUACAAUUAUUUGGCAAACAAACACCAAAUCCUGAUGGCUUUUCCAAACUGAAAACAAUGAGUAUGAUCAUCAAUGAAUCUCUAAGGUUAUAUCCUCCUGUUCUUGCUGUAGAGAGGAGAGUUGAAAAGGAAGUUAGACUGGGAAACCUCGUCAUUCCUGCCAAUGUUGAAUUGCAUAUUUCAAGUCUAGCACUUCACCAUGAGCCUCAAUUCUGGGGACAAGAUGUGCAACUUUUCAAGCCAGAGCGAUUCUCAGAAGGGGUUGCUAAGGCUACUGGGAAUAACAUAGUCGCAUUCUUACCAUUUGGAAUGGGGCCUCGAACUUGUGUGGGCUUCAACUUUGCCACCGUUGAAGUAAAGAUUGCUCUUUCAAUGAUUCUACAACGCUACUCGUUCACCCUUUCACCGGGUUAUGUUCACUCUCCCUUUCAUUUUCUUACACUUCGUCCACAGCAUGGAGUUCAAGUAAUGCUACAGACACUGUGAACUAUGAAUUGCUCACAAAUCUUGCCCUUUGCCUAUUGAGUACCUAGAAUUGCUUACAGAUUUGACAUAUACAUAUAGUAGUGUUUAAUAUAGGUUCAACUGAUAAAUAUCUUGUUAAAUUUAUACUAUAUCUUUGGUAAAUGAAAUCAAAUAUAUAAGAAAA